This is a messenger RNA of Boeremia exigua, 2051 nucleotides long. RefSeq lists its product as uncharacterized. Bases 243 to 1985 code for a protein of 580 amino acids. The transcript is spliced from 6 exons. The record is from RefSeq and is a predicted model, not a curated record. NCBI's taxonomy places the organism in Eukaryota, Fungi, Ascomycota, Dothideomycetes, Pleosporales, Didymellaceae.
GGAGGCGUUACCUAGCACCAACUAGAAUACGAAGUACGUCAAGUUCAAAAAUGUCGAGAAGCCACCAAACAAGGCAUAACGCUGGUCCCUGAGAUUGAGAUAUUUAGCAUUGUUUUCCACGCAGAUUUAAUGACCCUAACGCCCUUGAAAGCACCAUCAAGUAUUUAGUUCCACAACUAACAGCCUCCCCGUACCUGAGCAUCGAAGUCACUCACCCGUACCAUCUCCUGUCUUCCCUCGCGAUGGGUGAUUACAGCUCUCAACCAAAAGCCUUCACUAUCAAGGAUGAGCCCAUUGAGAACCAGCGCCCGAUGAGGGUGAUUGUUAUCGGUGCAGGCUUUUCCGGCAUCUACACCACGAUCAGACUAUCUCAGCGACUCCGAAAUGUCUCCAUCCAGGUAUACGAGCAGAACGAGGAAGUUUCCGGUGUUUGGUGGAUGAACAGAUAUCCUGGCCUAGCUUGCGACGUGCCCUCCUACUCUUACCAGUUUUCCUUCGCUCCUAGUCCGUACUGGUCUUCACUGUACGCUCCCGGGCCUGAGAUCCGGAAAUACAUGCAGGGUGUCGCGGAGAGAUAUGGAGCAAUGCGCUUCAUCAAGGUAUCUCACGCUGUUCAGUCCUGUACUUGGGACGGGGGUCAGCGAAAUUGGAAUGUUAAAGUCAAGAACCUCAAAACAGGCGAAACCUUAGAGGACACAGCCGAUGUUAUUAUAUCCGCAAAGGGCGGGCUCAACCAGAUUAUGUGGCCCAAGAUUAAGAACCUGGAGAGUUACCAGGGAAAACUCGUCCAUUCGGGCGCAUGGGAUGAUAACUUGAAUCUCACACACAAACGAAUCGGCGUCAUUGGAAAUGGGUCCAGCGCGAUUCAGAUUGUUCCGACGAUUCAAAAACUGGAAGGUACUAAGGUAUGGAACUUCGCACGAAGUCCAACUUGGGUGUCAACCUCCUUUGGUGAUGCUGCUAUGAUCAAGCUCGGGCUGGAUCCGAGCGACACUAAUUUUUCCCGUAGCCAACAGGAAUAUAUGGCAACAAACCCCGAUCACUUCCACAAGAUGCGUAAAACGCUGGAGAAUGAGGCCAGCAGCAAGUACCUCUUCUCGCUCAAGAAUUCGCAAAGUCAGGAAAUUGCACUCAUCAAGUUCCAGGAUCAUAUGAAGCAGCGCCUUGCAAGUCGCCCCGACUUGUUCGAAGCGAUCAUUCCCACCUUUGCGCCAGGCUGCCGCCGCCUCACUCCUGGUCCUGGAUAUCUCGAGUCACUCCAGAAGGGCAAUGUGACAUUCUGUAAUACGGCCAUCCAAGAGUUCAACAGUACAGGACUUAUACUCGAAACUGGAGAGCAAGUUGAUCUCGAUGUUGUCAUCUGUGCCACUGGCUAUGACGUUCAAGCUCCUCCAACCUUCACGGUGACGGGGCGCAACGGUACAACACUCGAGGAAAGGUGGAAGCCUCUGCCCGAGUCCUACCUGGCAGUUACAGUGGACGGAUUUCCCAACUUUUUCAUGAUAGGUGGACCAAACUCAAAUCUCGGGUCUGGAAGUCUCCUCAGCGUGUUUGAGGCACAAGGAGACUACGCAGUCAAGCUCGUUAGAAAGCUUCAGAAAGAAAGCUACAAGACGUUUGAAGUACGAGCGGAACGCGUAGCCGAUUUCAGCAAUUACAUCGACGAAUACUUCAAGCUGACCGUCUAUACGGACGAGUGCUCAUCGUGGUAUCGUGCGCACGGCAACAGCGACAGGAUCAUUGCCCUUUGGCCUGGUUCAUCAUUGCAUUGCCUUGAGGCCCUGAGAUCACCGCGUUGGGAAGACUACAUUUGGGAGUCUGCAGAGCCUUCAGGCAAUCUAUUGCGUUGGUUGGGCAACGGCAACACUUUGGUUUUAACUGAGGGCGACUCUUCGUGGUUCUUAGAGGAAAGGUACUUAGACAUGCCGAAGGAAGAGAGGCCUGAGGAAACCGAGAUCUAUCAGCGGCGUCCGUUCUCACAUUAGAUGUUUCAGAUCAAGAUUUGGGUUCGUUCAUAUCUGCCAGAUUCGAAUGUACUCAUCACGUUCCAC